Messenger RNA from Oldenlandia corymbosa var. corymbosa, 1948 nucleotides. The record is from the annotation of a GenBank genome assembly. Lineage: Eukaryota; Viridiplantae; Streptophyta; Magnoliopsida; Gentianales; Rubiaceae.
UAUAUAUAUAUAUAUAUAUAUAUUCUCAUGUUCUCAGCUGGAUCUGAGCUAAGCAGCUGACUCGCUUUCACUGCAAACUCCUCUGUGUAAUCUUCCUUGCCGCCGCGCCGCCUGAGGAACCACCACACCCGUCUGAGAAAUCUUUCUUUUCAGGUAAACCUUUGAUUGGUGCUGGCUAGUAGUUUGAUCUUUAAUCCCUUGCUUAUUUUUCUUCUUUUUUUUUUUAUUUGGGAAUUUUUAGUUCUUACUCGCUUUUCUUCUUUACCUCUCCCAAGACAUUAUUUUCGCCGGGUAUAUGUACCAACCACUAGAUCUUAGUAUGGAGAUUUCAGCAAAACACUUUGAUAACGUUUAGGACAAAAAAGAAUUUACUAGGACCAAUAAAAUGUCUACUUUAAUUGCGUACAAAUGUUCCAUGUCAUAUCCUACUCCAAAAAUAAAUAUUGUCGUAUCCUACCUGUGUUAAUCGUUUUGCUUAUUGCAAAUAUUUUACUGCUAUUGUUGUAAUAUAUUCCCAGCUUUGCUGUCGGGUGAUACCGUGCCUGUAAAAAUCUGGCUGAUCUUUACAUUCAUUUGGUAUUUUUUUGAAGGAAUUUUGUCACAGAUGAUGUUCACUGAUGAUCUGAUUUGGGAAGUCUUGAAAAGGCUUCCAGUUAAAUCCCUGAUGCGGUUCAAGUGCGUCUCACGAACUUGGCUAUCAAUGAUCACAGAUCCAUCAUUCGCCAAGGCCUACUCUGGUGGCACCCGAGGUCUUAUCUCUGUCUACCCCUGGGAACUCGAAAGUCAUUCUGUGUUUUACCUCAGCCUUAAUGGUGGCAGUUGCUGCAGCAACCAAAUUGUCUUUCAUCAUACCGUAGACCAUGGCGGCUGGGAGCAGAUGGAAACUUGUACGGACGUUGUGAAUGGUCUUCUAUGUUUCUACCGGGACAGGGAUUCUUGGCUGUAUAAUGUUGCCACCCGCGAGAUGGUCCAACUUCCUAUCUCGAGUGAACUUGAAAAAUCGGAUGACCCGCCUGACAGCUAUCACUUUGGAUUCGAUCCCGUGAACCAACGGUACAAGUUGCUCAGAAUAUGCAGCGUCCGUGUUCAAGAGAAAUAUACAACAUGUCGGAUGCACGUGGAAAUUCUGACCAUCGGAGUGGAUUCAUCAUGGAGAAUCAUUGGUUGCCUUCCACAUGAAGGUAUAGAAGAAGGUCGAAGUGCAUGUUUAGGUGGAGUUCUUUGCUGGAUGAACUAUUGUGGUGAUCGAAUCAUAGCUUUUCAUCUCGCUCAGGAGAAGUUUAUUCACAUUCCCGUGCCUUUAGAACCUGGAGAAGUUGAUAUUGAUUUUUACAAGGCGGAUAUGACAUUAUAUUUGAAGCUAACAAAUUUUGGUCCUGAUAUAGUUAUAACGAAACCUGCUAAUAAGGCCCGCGAGGAAUCUAGGGACCAAAUUCUACGUUAUUGUCUUUCCGACACAGUCAACGGUGAAGAGACUGUUGGGAUUUGGGUUGAUGAUCUUCCUGAGAUACAAGUCAUCAAACCAGAAAUAACGAUCCCCCCAGAUGAAAAAUAUGUUUAUGAAGCUCAUGCCUUGGGAGUCCUUCCCAAUGGAAAGAUGCUCAUAUAUGACCUUUGGCAAUCUUUUCCAAUUACGCUUUACACGUUUGAUCCAUCCAUGAGAAUUUGGGAACUGAUUCAGGUUGAUGCAUCCAGAGAGUUGCCAAUUUCGCGGGAUAUCUUUGCUACCUGGUCUUAUUUUGAAGAGAACAUCAUCUCAUUAGCCCGUAUGACUUCCUGCAACUAAAUAUUCCUGUAACUGGUAGUUCAUAUAUUUUGUUCUGUUCUCAUCAUUAUUGAUGGCAAUUCCUAAAAACUUUGAUCGUUCCCUCAAACCCACAUCUUCCAAACCGCCCCCCAACCCACCCAUCCUAUUUUUUUUUUUUUAAGAGUUAUUUUGUUGUGUUUU